Messenger RNA from Bactrocera oleae (olive fruit fly), 1735 nucleotides. RefSeq names its product serendipity locus protein delta. Gene Ontology annotation, biological process: regulation of DNA-templated transcription. The record is from RefSeq and is a predicted model, not a curated record. Gene Ontology annotation, molecular function: DNA-binding transcription factor activity, RNA polymerase II-specific; RNA polymerase II cis-regulatory region sequence-specific DNA binding. NCBI's taxonomy places the organism in Eukaryota, Metazoa, Arthropoda, Insecta, Diptera, Tephritidae.
CGAUGGCAAUUGCUACCCAUUAUCAUUUAAACAGUCUACGCAAAUGUAAGCGAUGUGAUUUUUUGGCAUCAUUCUAUCACUGAUAUACCAUCCUUUGUUUCAUUAAUUCCAUUCGUUCCCUUACCGCCAGCGGUGUUCGAUCAUUCAGUUAUUUACUUAGUUUGCAAUAUUUCGUAAAUUUAUUUCAGAAUAGCUUGUAAAGUGUAUGAUAAAAAUAAUUUAACCGACUCCUAAAUUAAUAUAAUGCGAGUGAGUGCAGUUUGGCAGCAUUUUGACAAAGUUGACGAAGGGAGAAGAGUAAAGUGCAAAGAGUGUAAUAAAUUGUUAAAAUACAACAAAAGCACGACAACACUUUCGUUUCAUCUGAGAGCUAUGCACGGAAUAGACACAGCAAAACCUAAGGCUGAAGUUGAUUUCACUGACACUGGAAGUACCAUUCGAGAAUUAACCAGCGAAUAUUGCUUCUUGUGUGGUAAACCAGAUAAACAUUCGAAUCAAACAUUCCAAAAUAUUGAAACAUGCAAAGUGCCGGCUUCUGGAAAACCAGUUCAGGUCGUAUUACAACACCUUGCCCAUUGUGUAAAAACAAAUCUGGUAUUUCAAGGAGUCGCAAGUAUUUGUUUGGAAUGUUGCGAUGAAUUAGCCGAAUAUGAUAAUUUAAUGGUUAAUCUGCUUUCAUUUCAAAAACGUUUAACUGAAAGAUUACGGUCGGUUUUAUCUGGCGAACUGAAGUUAGAACUGAUCGAUUAUGAAGAGUCUAUUGCUGAAGCAAUGAUCGUUGAAGACGAUGGUCAGGUAGAAGAUGCCUUUGAUCCUGGUAUGGAGGCCAAAGAAGAAUUUAUAGAAAUAGUUGGAAAUGAGGAAAGUGUUGAAAGCACAAUUCAAGAUGAUGAAAGCAUGCACAGUGACAAAGACUUUAAUGAUGAUGAGGAUGAAUGGAACGCUGAUAAAAUGUUUGGGGAGAAGAGUCAGGAAUGUGUUGUUUGUGGAUUAAUUUUUAAAACGAAAUCUGAACUUCAAAGGCAUAUAAACUCAGCGCAUGACAUAAAACAAUUUGUUUGCCCUGUCUGUGGUGUAGUCCGUAGAGAUCAAGAAUAUUUGGAAUUACAUAUGAAUCUGCAUGAAGGUAAGACAGAGUACGAGUGUCGGUACUGUGAUAAACGCUUCACUAGACCAGUAAAUACAUUACGCCACAUGCGUAAACAUUGGGACAAAAAGGAAUAUCAAUGCGAAAAAUGUGGAGAACGAUUUUCUUUAGAUAAUAUGCUUUACAAUCAUCGUAUGCGUCAUGAGGCCGAAGAAAAUCCGCUUAUUUGCAGUAUAUGUAACCAGUCAUUUAGGUCAAGAAAAACGUAUAAUCAUCACAUGCUUAUUCACCAAGAAAAUAGGCCACGACACCAUUGCACACACUGCUCAAAGUCCUUCACCGAACGUUAUACGCUAAAAAUGCAUAUGAAAUCACAUAAUAUUGAACUUCCAUCUACCCGCUUAAAAAUGGCACAACUAUUUGACGAGCAGGAACUUAACGAAACUAAGUUAGCCGUAUCUACGCUAAUCUCGAAAUUUGACACAUCUCCCCAGAAAGAGUUUAGCUGUGUAAUUUGCAGCCGAUCAUUUGAAAAUAAAGAAAAUUUGGAGAAACAUUUGGAAAGCGAUCAUGAUGUUAUUUUAGGUGAUGAUAACAACCAAUAAAUUACAUGCUUAUUCUUUUAUAAAGAUAUUCUAAUAAAUAUUA